This is a messenger RNA of Wasmannia auropunctata (little fire ant), 1039 nucleotides long. Its product is annotated as trypsin-1-like. The transcript has 6 exons. The coding region runs from base 62 to 799 and encodes 245 amino acids. Gene Ontology annotation, molecular function: serine-type endopeptidase activity. The record is from RefSeq and is a predicted model, not a curated record. Lineage: Eukaryota; Metazoa; Arthropoda; Insecta; Hymenoptera; Formicidae. Gene Ontology annotation, biological process: proteolysis.
GCGAGCCUAUUCUCGCGAAUAAAUCAAGUCAGUAACCAGUAAGUUGCCUACGACUGCAGCCAUGCUGAUUAUACUCUGUCUGGCGUUGAUAGUUUCCGCCUCGUGCUUAGACCCUAGAAUAAUCGGUGGCACACCGACAACCAUCGAUGAGCAUCCGUAUCAGGUCUCUCUUCAUUAUGAUGGUGAAUACGUAUGUGGAGGCUCCAUAAUCAACAAACAAUGGAUUUUGACGGCGGCACAUUGCGUCUACGGCGGAUCACCGAAGCUCUUCAGAGUGCGCGUUGGAAGCACUUAUUACCAUCAAGGAGGCACUCUAAUCGCAGAUAUUUCCGCGAUUAUUCUUCAUAAGCAGUAUCGGUUCGACACUUUUGAUUACGACGUGGCUUUAAUUAAAUUGCUUAGACCUUUAACGACGGGUCCAAAUGUAAGAAUUAUCAUUCUUGAAAAUGCGGAUGCUAAAGUUGAUUCAAAAGCAACCGUUGCAGGAUGGGGAAAGAUGUCGGAAAACGGCCCGACUUCGAAACAACUACGACGUGUCGUACUACCGAUCAUGGACCAACAGAAAUGUCGAAAUAUCUACCAAUUUUAUCGGAUAGUGACCCCCAACAUGCUCUGCGCCGGUGAUACCACCAAUAACAAAGACACCUGUCAGGGAGAUUCCGGCGGUGCGCUCGUGUUCAACGGUGCCCAAAUUGGGAUCGUGUCCUGGGGCGCUCAGUGUGAGAGUGUUGGAUUUCCAGGAGUGUAUACGCGAGUAUCCGCCAUACGGCGGUGGAUAACCGAGCAGACGAACGUGUAGCAGAAUUAAUUUUUCUCCUCUCGUCUGAACGUUUCCCGAGAUAGGGGAGAGAGAGGCGGCGUAUACCGUUGAAAAAAUAUUUGCUUCUGUUUAACCGCAUCAUAUUUAGACGGCAUUACGGAAAAACGUAUUGUUUACUAAUUGUACAAUGAAGGCAGACCGCUUAAGUGCGGAAGGCGGAUUUUUGCAAUAAUAAUAACGUAAUUCUGAAACGAAAAUUGAAACUGGAAUGUCAAUAAA